Messenger RNA from Parastagonospora nodorum SN15, 2496 nucleotides. RefSeq lists its product as hypothetical. The record is from RefSeq and is a predicted model, not a curated record. The transcript has 2 exons. Gene Ontology annotation, biological process: double-strand break repair via synthesis-dependent strand annealing; reciprocal meiotic recombination. Gene Ontology annotation, cellular component: nucleus. Gene Ontology annotation, molecular function: DNA translocase activity; hydrolase activity, acting on acid anhydrides; ATP-dependent chromatin remodeler activity. Bases 1 to 2496 code for a protein of 831 amino acids. NCBI's taxonomy places the organism in Eukaryota, Fungi, Ascomycota, Dothideomycetes, Pleosporales, Phaeosphaeriaceae.
AUGCAUCGCACAAAGGCUGUCGCGGCUGGCGAAUGCACACCCGCGAAACCUGCAGCACGUCUGUAUGGUGGCACACCCCAAUCGGCAGACAGUCUUCGCAAGCCAUUCAGAUGCCCAGGUUCUGCAACUUCAACUCGUGUAUCAGAAAAGCCUGCUAGGAAGAGGCGGAAGGUCGACUACUCCGGCGCAGGUGGUGAAGAUGGAGAGAGCGACAAACCAUACUCAAACGACGACCGGUUAGCGCUGGCGACUCGAGACGCGAAUCGAUUCCCAGUCUUCAAGGCAAAAGACAAAGACACCCUGUUCAAGCAAAGGUUCUCCGUGCCUCUCCUGAACAAGGACAUUGGCGCUUACAACGCGAAUCGCCCUGCUCCUCUCCUAGGAAUGCGACUAGGAACCGUAUUCGUUGCGCGGCCUCUUCACGACCCGAGCGGCGAGUUUGCCAUUGUGUUGUACGAUCCCACAGUUGACGAUAAACCUGCCCCAAAAGAAGAGGUGGAGCCGAAGCUCAGUCAGCAGGACAAAAAAGAACUGGAAGCUCCGCUCGUGCACAAGAGUCUGGCAGAAAUCCUGGGCUUGAAAAAGAAGGUCGAUGAUGAGCGACCGCGCGUGCCCGUCGUUAUUGAUCCGAGACUCAGCAAAGUCCUUCGUCCUCAUCAAGUCGAGGGUGUCAAGUUCCUGUACCGAGCUACCACCGGCAUGAUCGAUCCAAAAGCAAACGGCUGCAUCAUGGCAGAUGAGAUGGGUCUUGGCAAGACAUUGCAAUGCAUUGCGCUCAUGUGGACACUCCUGAAACAGUCACCCGACGCUGGCAAGUCGACGAUACAAAAGUGUGUGAUUGCCUGUCCCUCCAGUCUGGUACGAAAUUGGGCCAACGAACUGGUGAAAUGGCUCGGCCCAGACGCAGUCACUCCUUUCGCGAUCGAUGGAAAGGCAUCGAAAGACGAGCUUAUCCAGCAAAUCCGACAGUGGUCCAUUGCCAGUGGACGUUCGGUGGUUCGCCCAGUUCUGAUUGUCUCGUAUGAAACCCUUCGUCUCUAUGUCGAAGAGUUUGGACAGACGCAGAUCGGUCUUAUGCUUUGCGACGAAGGCCAUCGUCUGAAGAACGGUGACAGCUUAACCUUUACAGCGCUCAAUAGUCUCAAUGUACAGAGGCGGGUGAUCCUGUCAGGUACACCUAUCCAGAACGAUCUUUCGGAAUACUUUGCUUUGCUCAACUUCGCCAAUCCAAAUUAUCUUGGCACCCGUAUGGAAUUUCGAAAGCAUUACGAGAUUCCAAUUCUGCGUGGCCGUGACGCCAAUGGUACAGAUGAGGACGUCAAGAAGGGCAAUGAGCGCCUCACAGAAUUAUUGGGCUUGGUCAACAAAUUCAUCAUCCGGCGAACGAACGAUAUUCUGUCCAAGUAUCUCCCCGUGAAGUACGAGCAUGUAGUGUUCUGCAACCUCGCACCUUUCCAGAAGGAGUUGUAUAACCAUUUCAUCAAGUCGCCUGACGUUCAAAGUCUGCUUCGUGGCAAAGGCUCGCAGCCGCUCAAAGUCAUUGGCAUGCUCAAGAAGCUUUGCAACCACCCUGAUCUUCUCGAACUCCCCCAAGAUCUGCCAGGUUGCGAACACACGCUACCCGAGGACUUUGUGCCCAAGGAUGCAAGAGGCCGAGAUCGUGAGGUCAAGGUAUGGUACUCAGGCAAGAUGUUGGUGCUGGAUCGUAUGCUCGCGCGCAUCCGGGCCGAGACCAACGACAAGAUCGUUCUUAUCUCAAACUACACACAAACGCUUGAUAUCUUCGCAGCACUGUGCCGGUCUCGUGGAUACGGCUGUCUACGUCUGGACGGGACGAUGAACGUGAGCAAGCGCCAAAAACUUGUCGACAAAUUCAAUGACCCAGAAGGCCCAGAAUUCGUCUUCCUGCUUUCAUCCAAGGCAGGAGGAUGUGGUCUGAAUCUCAUUGGCGCCAAUCGCCUGGUCCUCUUCGAUCCCGAUUGGAACCCAGCGGCUGACCAACAGGCUCUUGCCCGUGUGUGGCGUGAUGGGCAGAAGAAGGACUGUUUCGUGUACCGCUUCAUCACGACUGGCACAAUUGAGGAAAAGGUCUUUCAACGUCAAUCGCACAAACAGUCUCUCUCAUCAUGCGUUGUUGAUUCAGCGGAAGAUGUCGAACGCCAUUUCUCCCUUGAUUCCCUGCGAGAACUCUUUCAAUACCGCAACAAUACUACGAGCGAUACACACGAUACCUUCAAGUGUAAGCGAUGCAGGAAGGAAGAUGGAAGGCAGAUUCUCAAAGCACCAGCGAUGUUGUAUGGUGACACGAGUACAUGGAACCAUUUUGUCAACGACGGUGAGAAUGGUCCGCUUGGGAAGAUACAGGAUUUGCUGCUGAGGCAAGAGACUACGAACGAUCUCAGGGAUGUCACGGGAAAGCAUGGCAUUGCGAACGGCGUUCAGGGUAAGGAUGCUGUUUCCUCUAGCGCGUCGAUGGUCUUAGAUACGUUAGCAUGA